Molecule: messenger RNA, 1413 nt
Organism: Pedinophyceae sp. YPF-701
Lineage: Eukaryota; Viridiplantae; Chlorophyta; Pedinophyceae
Source: the annotation of a GenBank genome assembly
AUGAGCGAGAGUUCCAUUGUCGCAUCCACGAAGGCUGUAUACAGGCUCUGGUAUGCGGGCUCCCGCGACGCCGCGGACGUGUCCCGGAUCGUCCCCGCGCUCUACCGCAACCCUGAGCUCGCCGACCACAUCAAGCGCGUCGUCCUGAUCAACGGCGGCCUCUUCCUGGGCUCCCAGCUCGCCUGGGCGGGCGCCGUGGGCCCCGCCAUCACCAGCCUCCUGUCGCGCUCCUGCCACCUCGGAGCCCGCGCUGCGCACGUCUGGCUCGCCCCCCUCGAGGAGCUCGCGCACGCGGACGUCGAGGCGGCCUGCGACGCCGUCGACAGCGGCCUCCACUUUGCCUUCCACGCUGCGUGGCUGGGACCCGUGUAUCUCGUCGCGACCGCCUGCUGCUUCCCGAUGUUCGGGAAGAUCGCGGCCGCCGCGCACGAGGGCGCGAAGCGCGAGGCGGACCUCGUCGCCGCCAGCAAGGCGUCGCACGCGCGCGCCAACAGCACCGGCGACGACGCGGACGGCGACGACGAGCCCGCCGUGACGAUCCACGGCGCGCUGCCCGUGUCGCGCGUCGUGCCCGCGACGCCGCGUCACCCCGAGCGCGCGGAGGGCGACGGCGCGGCGGGCGCGAGCAAGGCGGGGGCUGGCGCGCGCAGCACGGCCCCUUCAACGCACUGGAAGGAAGUGCUGGCUGCGGUGCCGCAGGAGGACAUCAUGAAGGGGAUCAUCGUGGCGGUGUUCAUGGGGACGGCGAUGCUCGUGGGCCUCGCGCCCGUGGUGGGCCCGCUGCUGUCCGCGGUGCUGAUGGCCAUGAUGUACGCGCUGUGGUGCUUCGACCUGCACUGGCAGCUCGCGGGCUGGCCGCUGGAGAACCGCCUCUGGUUCAUCGAGAAGCGCUGGCCAUACUUCCUCGGCUUCUGCGCCCCGCUGUCCUUCCCGCCGCUCUUCCUUCCGUUCUUCUGGGCCGCCGCGGUGUCGGGCACGCUGUACCCCCUCCUCGUGGCGUCCGCGUCCGUCACCGACGCACCGGCGUCCUGCGAGGCCGCCCUGGGCGCGGGGCCGCACGGCGCCAAGGGGCCGGACAUCCGCGGGAUGCCGCUGCCGUUUUUCCGGCCGGCGCUGGCGGCGGGCGAGAUCGGCGGGCGCGUGGUUGGCGGGGCGAUCAUGCGCAUCACGCGCGGGCGCCCGUCGGCACGCGAUCAGGACAAGGACGGCGCGAAGGACAGGGGCGCGCGGAGUGAGAAGGACAAGGACGGCGCGAAGGACAAGGGCGCGCGGAGUGAGAAGGAGGAGACGCCGGUGCCGAGCGUGAUCGGCGAGGAGCAGGUCGAGGUGUCGGAGGACGGCGCGGGCAGCGGCAGCGAGGAGGCCGCAGGUGGGCAGGGCGAGGGUGCGAAGGGCGAGGGGAAGGGCGAGUGA